UCCGUUUUGCGGCCGCACCUAUUCUCAUUUUCCCAUCGACGAAGAUAAACCCUCUCCCUUACCCUUUCUUCCUCUCCGUCUGCCAUGGCCUCCUACUCCGAUUCUGGGGUGGCUCAGGCUGCGGAUGUAGUCUCUCAUCAGUCGCCUCCGGUUCCGAACGAAUCAACUGUCUCCAUCCCCGAGGAAGGCCGCGACGGCGUGACCGAGGUGACAACCCCGAAGGGUGGCGACGAGCUUCCUCAAGCCGAAUCCACCCUCCAAGAUGCUGCGGACGGGACCUCCCUCGGCUUGCAAGAUAAGAUUGUUACUCCGGACGAUGCCGUGGCCGGCACUCCAUUUACUGAUGGUGAGGUAGCGCAAACCUCUCCCGGUUACUUAGCUCCUUAUGCCUUCGAGCGAGAUGGGAAUUCUAUCUCGGCUGAUGAAGGAGCGAGCUUGUCCCAGGCGGAUGACGGGGUGGUGCAGGUUUCGAGCAAGAGCCUCGACUUGGAAGAGAAUUCCGCUGAUGGAGGCGCCGUAGGAGGAAUAGUUCAACUGGAGGAGUCUUCAUCCUUGGGUUUUGUUCAAAACUCGGAGAAAGAAGGGAUUCCAGAUGGUGGAUUGUCUGAAGAUGUACCUGGUACCAUAUCAGAGGACCGGAUGGAGAAGAAGGCUAUUGAAGGUCAGUCGAGCGAAGGUUAUGUUGUUGAGCGAGUCCAGGAUAAUGAGAUUCUGAGUUCUCCAAAUGAAAAUUAUGAUGCUUCUAACGAGAUGGAGGUACCUAUUUUUGCAGUAGAGGGAAAUUCUAAACCCGUGGGUAUUCAAUUUGCGGAUGCAAAUGGCCAGAAAUUUGAAUCUGGUGAAGAAAUUGACACUGUGCUAAACCUCGACGAGGUUGAGAAGCGUCCGUCUACUGGUAUUGAACCCGUAAAUACUCAAACCGCUGAUGCUAACAAUCAGAAGAUUGAAGAUGAUGGAGAAAUUCAUUUGGUGAGUGGCCUCAGCUUGGUUGAAAAGCCUCUGAAUGCUGAAGCUGAAAUGAUUCAGGCUGCUGACUCAAAGGAUGAGAAAAUGCAAGCUAGUGAAGAAAUUGACACAGAAAGAAGUCUUUAUGUUAAGGAACCUCUGGCCACUAAUGCUGAAACUGAAGAGUUAGAAUAUGCUGAUACGAAGGAUGAGAAGAUUGAAGAUGGUGAAGAAACUGAGGCAGUAAGAAGCCUUGGCGUGUCUGAGAAGGCUCCGGCUGCUGGUGUUGUAGCUGAAAAAAUUCAGGUUGCUGAUUCUAAUCAUAUCAAUCAAAUUUCUGAGGAUACAAUAUCAUGCAAUGCCAGUGAAGACUUGAAGAGUAGCUACCUGGAUGGUAAUAUCCUUGAUCCAUCAAUUGUGGGAGAAAGUGGUGAGCCAGUACUUGUCUCUGAUGCAGCGGAGGAAUCUGCUGAUGCCACUCAGGCAGCUUCUACUGAUGGUAUCGUGGGGUUUUAUGAGGUAGAGGAAAGUGAACAAGAGGAAGGCUUUGUUUCUGAUGUGCAUGCUAGAGUGGCAAUCAUAGAAAGCUCUGAAACAGCCAAGCAGAUUAUACAAGACAUGGAGAAAGAUUCUUCCAGCCACAAUGAUAACUCAGUAUUUAUGCAUGAUGCAGAUGGUGAGAUUGUUGUUGAAUCUGAUGAAGAGGUGGACACUGACGAGGAUGGCAAUGGUGAGGAGAUAUUUGAUUCUGCUGCACUUACUGCUCUACUUAAAGCAGCUGCUGGUGCGUCUCCUGAUGGCAAUAUUACUUUAAGCUCCCAAGGUGCUGGUAGGAUCUUCUCUGCUGAAGUCCCCGCAGGACUAGGUUCAUCAGUUUCAACAUUGAAAUCAACAGCACCACGUUCUCUACGUUCAAGUUUGUUUACUCCAUCGGAUUUGUCAGUAGUUGGAGAUGAUGAGAUAAUGGAUGAGGAAGAAAGGAAACUUCAUGAUAAGGUUGAGCAGAUAAGGGUGAAAUUCCUUCGCCUUGUUCUGAGGUUGGGGCAUUCUCCUGAUGAUAUUGUUGCUGCUCAAGUCCUCCAUCGUCUUGGUCUUGCAGAGGGGAUCAAGCGAGCAAGGCAAAAUGGCCAUUCUUUUAGUGUUGAAAGUGCAAAGAGGAAGGCAAUGCAGCUAGAGGCUGAUGGCAAGGAGGAUUUGAAUUUCUCCUGCAAUAUUCUUGUCCUUGGAAAGACUGGGGUGGGCAAGAGUGCUACUAUUAAUUCUAUUUUUGGCGAUCAGAAGACUAAGACCAAUGCAUUUCAACCAGCCACAACUUAUUUGAGACAGAUUUCAGGAACUUUAGAAGGGAUUAAUAUUCGAGUGGUUGAUACUCCAGGACUCAGUACGUCUGCAAUAGAACAAUCAUCAAACAGGAAGGUACUCAUCUCAAUAAAGAAGUUUAUCAAAAGUUGCCCUCCUGACAUUGUUCUCUAUGUAGACCGCCUGGAUACUCAGACACGCAAUCUCAAUGAUUUGCCUCUGUUACGCUCUAUUACCAGUAUAUUGGGUUCAUCCAUCUGGUUCAAUGCUAUUGUUGCACUCACACAUGCUGCUUCUGCUCCACCAGAAGGGCCAAAUGGAUCUGCUCUUAGCUAUGAGAUGGUUGUAGCUCAGAGGUCACAUGUUGUUCAACAAUGUAUUCGUCAAGCAGCUGGAGACAUGCGUUUGAUGAAUCCAGUUGCCCUUGUUGAGAACCAUCCUUCUUGUAGAAGAAACAAAGAGGGUGAAAGGGUACUACCUAAUGGCAAAAGUUGGAGAACAGAGAUGCUUCUUUUGUGUUACUCUUCAAAGAUAUUAUCUGAAGCUAAUUCCCUUCUGAAGCUUCAAGAUGCUUCUUCUGGGAAGCUCUUUAAUUUCAGGUUUCGGUCUCCACCUCUUCCAUAUUUGUUGUCAUCACUUCUGCAAUCCAGAACACACCCAAAGUUAUCUGCUGAUCAGGGUGGUGAAAAUGAUGGUUCGGAUUUUGAUUUGGAUGAUUUAUCAGAUAUAAAUGAAGAGGAAGAUGAAUACGAUCAACUUCCACCCUUUAAACCCCUUAAAAAGGCUCAGCUUGGGAAACUUACUAAGGAGCAACGCAAUGCCUACUUUGAUGAAUAUGAUUACCGGGUUAAACUUCUUCAGAAAAAGCAAUUGAAGGAAGAACUAAGAAGAAUCAAAGAGAUGAAGAAGAGAGGAAAAAAUAAGCAAGAUGAUCUUGGUUAUGGUUAUGGUGAUAUUAGUGAAGGUGAUCAGGAGGGUUCACCUGCAGCUGUGCCAGUACCUUUACCAGAUAUGUCCUUGCCACCUUCGUUUGACUGUGAUAACCCAGUACAUCGUUACCGUUUCCUGGAGCCGACAUCGCAGCUUUUGACUAGGCCUGUUUUAGACACACAUGGCUGGGAUCAUGACUGUGGAUAUGAUGGUGUUAGCAUUGAACAGUCUCUUGCUCUUGCUAAUUGCUUUCCUGCAGCUGUUGCUAUUCAGGUCACUAAGGACAAGAAAGAAUUUAGCAUUCAGUUAGAUUCCUCCAUUUGUGCCAAGCACGGAGAAAAUGGUUCGACUCUUGCUGGCUUUGACAUCCAAUCUGUUGGAAGACAACUUGCUUACAUUCUCAGAGGUGAAACCAAAUUUAAAAACUUCAAGAAGAAUAAAACUGCUGGUGGAAUAUCUAUAACCUUCUUAGGGGAAACUAUAGCUACUGGUUUGAAAGUUGAAGACCAGAUUACAAUUGGAAAGAGGGUGAAUCUGGUUGCAAGCACAGGCACCAUCCGUUCUCAAGGUGAUGUGGCCUUUGGGGCCAACCUUGAGGCACGGCUCAGAGACAAAGAUUAUCCAAUUGGCCAAGCCCUUUCUACUUUGGGAUUAUCCCUGAUGAAGUGGCAUGGUGACCUGGCAUUGGGAGCAAAUCUGCAAUCUCAGUUUUCCAUUGGAAGAAACUCAAAGAUGGCUGUACGUGUGGGGCUUAACAACAAGCUCAGUGGGCAAAUUACAGUCAAGACAAGCACCUCAGAGCAGCUUCAGAUAGCACUAAUUGCUCUAGUUCCAACUGCAGUUUCACUAUUCAGGAGUUUCUGGGCUGGAUCGCAAGCCUUUCUUCAGCACUCCUGUUGGCGGGGAGACUGAAGCAUUAGACAGAUUAAAGAAGUAUGCUGCUGAAUGGCAAGCACAGCCUAACAAAGCAAGGACUUCCACCACAGAUAGCAUAUAUGGUGCUACUUUCUCAUGCAAAAUCUCACCAUGGCUAUCAACAGGAUGCAUUUCUCC
Molecule: messenger RNA, 4227 nt
Organism: Zingiber officinale
Lineage: Eukaryota; Viridiplantae; Streptophyta; Magnoliopsida; Zingiberales; Zingiberaceae
Product: translocase of chloroplast 101, chloroplastic-like
Exons: 2
Coding region: 85-4086 (1333 amino acids)
Biological process (GO): protein targeting to chloroplast
Cellular component (GO): chloroplast outer membrane
Molecular function (GO): GTP binding; GTPase activity
Source: RefSeq, a predicted model, not a curated record